Messenger RNA from Epinephelus lanceolatus (giant grouper), 9359 nucleotides. RefSeq names its product septin 12 (gene septin12). Gene Ontology annotation, molecular function: GTP binding. The record is from RefSeq and is a predicted model, not a curated record. Lineage: Eukaryota; Metazoa; Chordata; Actinopteri; Perciformes; Serranidae.
CAGCACAGAGAGGACAGCCAGGACACAGCUCAGCGCAGUCGGCUCCUUGUCUGCACACAUUAGCCCGGACCAGUGUAGUUUCUUUUUGAUAGGGAAUACAAGUUACCCAGAGAGUUCCGUUUUAUCUCAUCUGGCUCGGAGCGGCAUCACGGAGCCUUCUGCACUCAGUCAGGAUGUCGGAACUUUCCGUGAAUGACCACCUCGAAGGGAUUUUAUCAGAUUUUGAAGCGCUGAAGAGAUCCUUUGACAUUGAAGAUGUGGAUGACCUACCAUCCUUCUCCUCAGCAACACCCAUCUCCUCCCCAGUUUCUCCCUCUUCCUCCCAUUUCUUCCUCAACCACAACAAAGCCAGUGAAGGGCUGGGUGGAGGUGGCCAGUCCCCUUCAUUAGCCUUUAACAACAACAACAACAGCUUGGGCUCCACAGCCCACCAUUCCCGCAUCAGCCUAAGUUCCAAUCCUAGCCCAGUGCUCAAGUCCCGAAGUGUGGUCAGCAGCCUGUCCUUCAACCGAGGAACCAUGAACAAGUCGGCCAUCUACAACAAUGGCUCCUCUGUGACCAGAGCUGCAUCCUUCCAGAGCAGGUUAAACCCCAACAGUUACUCCAUUUUGUCUGGGCCAGGCAGUGACAACGACAGCCUUCACAGCUCCACGUCAAGCCUGGAGUACUCUGGUGGGGGUGGAGGUGCCCUCCCUCUCACUAAGCUGGGGUCAUAUCACAGCCCUCCACCUCAGGGGGACUACCACCGAACCCAGCCCCAGCCUCCACACCAGCACCGAGAAGGAAGUGCUCACAUGGGAAGCAACCCCAACCUGAAGAAGUUUUCCUCACAUGGGAGUGUUUUCCCCUCUGAGAUGGAGCAGGGGCCAGGGCUGAUGCUGGGUGCUCCAGAGCCUUGGGGGGCUAACCAUGGCUCCAUGCCAAGCCUAGACCUCCAAAUUACUGAUGGAGGAGGAGGAAUGGUGAGUAUGCAAAGAGGUGGAGGUGGAGGAGGGGGUAUCAGCAGGAUGUCUCCAGGGUUGAGGUAUGCCAACUGGAAUGGUCGUCUUCAUAAUACAGAUUCCUUUGGGGAGGAGGGUUACUGUGGCCCCCAAAACCACUGCCAGCAGCAAGGGCCCCAGGUCCUCAAGGCUCCCCAGCCCAAGACCAAAGAGACUUCACGUCUCAACAAGUUUCCCUUGGAUCUGGACAGCUUGGUUAGCAGCACCUCAGGCACUUCUCCCACUAAGGCUCAAGGAGGAUCCAUGAGCCCCACCCCCCCCAAACCUCCACCAAGGAGCACCGGAAGCCUACAACACCACGCCAGCCCACCAUCCACCCUGGCCAGCCCUUCAGCCUCUCUCAGCAGCCUGGAUAGUUCCUCUGACACCAUGCCCCUCUCCCUCCACCAUCCCUUUCUGCCACUCUCCCCACGCACUCCAACUCCCUCACAGGGUUCAAUCCCUGUCCCAGAGAUGAGCUGCUCCUCAGGGCCCCUUUCCCCAGCCCAGAGCCCCCAGCUGGAGAUUCUCCCAGGGCCCCAAGUUGUCCAGGUGGUUCCCAGCCUGCCUAACCCUACCAGCCCCCGUAGCCCCAGAGCCGUUUGGUCUGUAAAGGAUGGCCCAGGUGAUGCAGGAGAUAGUGUAGGCUCAAUCUUACAGAGGAUUGCUUCCUUCUCCCAGAAUGUCAGUACUGACACCACCCCAGCAGCUGUGACACAGCCCCCUACAGUCCAAAGAAAUGGUGGGGUGUCAUCUGCUUAUGGAUGUCCUGCUGAGACCAUGGUGAUGCACACAUGGAAGCAGGGGAAGAAGAACCAGAAAGAAACUGCUGGAGAGCUGGAGACGGACCCGCUUAGCCCAAUGGAGGAGAGAGAGGAGAAGGAGAGGGGCAUCAUGGGACAAGAGCAAGAAGGUGAGGGCAAGUGCCAAGAACAACCAGCCAGCAUGAAUACCCAGAAUUCCACGACAGAAAAAGAGGAGAAUGGUGUGGAGGCCCAUGCAGAGAUGGGAGACAAGGGGAAGGAGAAGGGAAUGGAGGAAGGAGAAAUGAAGAAAGAUGUAGAGGUGGAGAUGGAGCUGGAGGCGGAGGUGAAGAUGGAGCUGUGUCAGUCAGUGCAAGGCCUGCAGAUGAGCUUCAUCCGAGGCACUGACCUGUUUGGCUACGUGGGCAUCGAGGCGGUACUGGACCAGAUGAGGCGCAAGACCAUGAAGGCCGGCCUGGAGUUCAACAUCAUGGUGGUUGGUCAGAGUGGUUUAGGGAAAUCCACUCUGGUUAACACUCUGUUCAAGUCCAAAGUCAGCCGCAAGUCCUGUACACCCAACUACGAAGAGAAGAUCUCCAAAACAGUCAAACUGCAAUCAAUCAGUCAUGUGAUUGAGGAGAAGGGAGUGAAGAUGAAGCUGACAGUGAUUGACACUCCAGGAUUUGGAGACCAGAUUAACAACGAGAACUGCUGGGAGCCCAUAGAGAAGCACAUCAAUGAACAGUAUGAGAAAUACCUGAGAGAGGAGCUGCAUAUCAACCGCAAGAGGAGAAUACCAGACAGCAGAGUCCACUGCUGCAUCUACUUUCUCCCUGCCACUGGACACAGGUUACGCCCAAUCGAUGUUGAGUUCAUGAAGAGGUUGGGAAAGAUAGUGAGCAUCGUACCUGUCAUCGCCAAAGCUGACACGCUCACCAUUGAGGAAAGACAGGAGUUUAAAGAGAGGAUAAGGCAAGACUUAGCAGCCAAUGGGAUACAUGUUUACCCACAGAGAGAGUAUGAUGAGGAUCCAGAGGAACGCAUCCUCAAUGACAGGAUCAGGGAAAACAUUCCCUUUGCUGUGGUUGGAACAGACAAGGAGCACCAGGUGAAUGGAAACAAGGUGCUGGGACGGAAAACAAAGUGGGGAAUCAUUGAAGUUGAAAAUGUGGCGCACUGUGAGUUUGCCAAUCUGAGAGAUCUACUCAUCAGGUCUCACUUGCAGGACCUGAAAGACGUGACACACAACAUCCACUAUGAGACCUACCGCGUACAACGGCUCAACGAGAGCAACAUGAACUUCAGUGAACUGGGACUGUCCCCCUGGCCACUGGAGAACGGAACUGCUGACAAAUGCGAAUCAGAGAGCCACCUCUGAUGUCUCCAUCCCUCUUCCUGCACCUGCCAGAGGAUGGCUGAUGCUCCUCAUCCAAUCAGAACGAGAGAUGUGAAAAAGAAAGCUUUUUUUUUUUUAAUUUCCCUUUUUCCCCCCAACAUAACAAAAUGAGAUGGAAAAAUAUUUUUUUAUUGUUUUUCCUAUGUUUUUCUUCAGUAUGGGACAAACUAGUAGUUUUUAAAUGAGAUAUUCUGUUUGAGUUUUUACACGAGACAUAAGUAAUGCAUCAAAUAUGGAUAUAUGUGAAACAAAUGUGGGCUCAUAUAUAUUUUCUGUAAGGAUGGUGACAUAUACAGGGCAGGAGAGAGCAGUUAGCACAGUGAAAGGAAACAUAAACUAAAUCUCCCAGUGGUGUCUAGGAAUCUUGGGCAUCCGCUAUAUAAAUUAUACACUUUGGCCAAAAGUAUGUGGACGAUUGAAGCCUUUUCACCCAGCGUCAGAGUUUGACCUUACUAAUGCUGUUGUGUCUGAAAGGGAGAGAAUACCUGCAGCAGGUUUAACAUCUGGUUUAAAGACUUAAACCAGGAGAGUCAAGGCUGUAAGAGAAGCACAUUACGUAAUGCUCAUGGUGUCAGCAUCAUGCGUUCAACUUUGGCGUGUGGGUGGAAUGUUCAGGUGUCCUCAUACUUUUUACAGGUGUCCACAAAUGAAAACUAGUCAUUAUGUCAUCGGUUUCGUAUAUAAUACGCCAGUGGAAGUAUUUGCCCCAUAGUCUUGCUCAGUACUCCACCCAGUGGAUAAAAUGAGCAGUAAGGGUUUAUUUUGAGAUGCUUGUUUAAAAAAGAAAAACUAACAGGCUUGAUAACACAAGGUGUGCUCAGUAUAAAUUCUAAUUGGUGGAGGUGGGGUCACUGACUUUCCAAGAUUAUGAUCAAGUCUUAUUUUAACAUUUCACUGAGCCAUAUCAGGUUCAGGAUAGGAUAGUUGAUGUGUCUGUUAUAACCUUUACUUUUUAUAAUUAGUGGUGUAUUUCAGUUUUUUUGUGGAUUUUAUCCUGUUACCUUCUCAGAACUGCAGCUCUGCAGUCCUACAGUCAGAGGAAUUUCAUUGAAUGGGCACCUGACUUCAUCAGAUCUGCCCUCUUUUUUGCAAUCAUUAAUUGUUUAAAAUAAUGGGCAUUAAUAGAAAUAUUGUUUAUACUUCCAUUUCAUCGCAGCAGUGUGGCAAGAUUGAAUUCAGGGAUAGACUGAUGAUUUUGCUGCACCUAUUGAAUAAUGAUCCUUAUGCAAGAUUAACAGAUUUAUUUUAUGUGGUUUUCUUGCUAAAACAAUUAAUGCAUGCAAUAUGCUUUUAGCCAGUAAAAUCCGUAACUAUAUUUUUGUGCAAAAGACGUUCAUAAUGCAGUCCCAAAAUAGUGAAUUACAUCCUGACAGCACCACGUGACAGUAUGACAGUAUCAAUACAGCACAGUUAAAAAGAAAUCAAGACAGCUACCCUGUCAUUACAGUGUUGUAACUCAUGUAUGAAUCCCAGCCCAGUCGCGAUGAUGACAAUGUUGGCAUUGUAUGUUUCUGCAAACCAUGGAUACAUUACAUUUGCAUAUGUCUUUUAUCAAUAUCCUUAAAGUGACAUUGGACAGGACCAGAUUUUGUGAUCAUGAGGUGGAGGGAAUGGUGGAUGGCAUGAUGCCAAGGCAGUACACCUGCGAAGCUGCAGACCACUGUUUGAGACAAUAACAAAAUUGGUUGUGAUUUAGUGAGUCAUUGCUGCUUUUCCAACUUUAGGCACCAAAGAUUGGUGUUUUGUCGCAGGGGCAGGGGACUUGGAUUUAAGCUAGUGCUAAGUUAGCCUAGCUCAUAGCAGGUAACUCUAACAAGCCUUUACAGAUGUUGACAGAGGGAUGUAAUCAGUGCCAUUAUCCCUGUUUGUGUUUGUCUCUCUCUGUGAAGGCCAGCUUGUCACGGAUCAGAAAGGUGGAAAUACUCUGCCUUCAGAUGUGAUCAGAUGACGAGUUGUGUUGAAUUAUUUGACAUCCCACCUAACCCACUCCUCUGUUGGUUUCUUUAAAUAUGCUGAAAAGGGAGAGUCCUGGUAUUUUUAAAGAGUAACUAACUUUUCAACCUAUUUUCCCAUGUUUUUGUGUCUAAGUGACCUGUGGGAACAACAUUUUUUAAAUAGGUCCAGUAUUGAAAGAGGCCGCCGAAACCAGCAGCUGCAGAACAGGCUGCAGUGUAACCAUGCAGAUGUAAGUUGUCAAUUUAUGUCUUCUAAGUUUUUUUUGCCACUGACAAGCUCACAUUGUUAUUAUGUGUAUCUUACAACAUUAUGAAAAGGUCACUGCAGAGAAAUGACACGUUUCACCACCUUUCAUUUGUUCUGUUCUGUUGUGUGUCCUGGUCUCCCUGAUUUAGACAGAAGAGUGCUGAUAAUGGUGUUUUGGAAUACAGAAAACACAUCUUGCUCUUAUCUAAAAGACUUUUAAUGUUGUGGCUGAAUAUAUGGCUGAUUUUGACAGUAUGAAAAAACCUGUGAGAAAGAGAAUUGUCCUUAAAACGAGACUUGGGCAUGAAACAAAAUGGAACAAGCAAAAAUACGGAAAACAUUUUUUUCUGUUGUAUCCUUUCUGUUAUGUUGAAGGACACUCAGAACAACAAUGUAAGCAUGUCAGUGUCAAAAACAAGCAAUAUUAAUUGAUGUACACGGGGCGCACCUGCCUCCAAAUGGUUACAUGGUAGCCUAUUUCCACUGCUACAGCGCUCUCACUCAAUACUGGACCAAAUUAAAGCGAGACAAGGCUGUUCUAAAACAAAUUUCAUAUGUUUUCCCACAAAAAGCAAUGUACCCAAAUUCGUACAUAUCCCAUGUAUUUUGAAAGGCUGCGAUCACGUAACUAAUGCACUGAAAGUAGUAAACAAGGAAGCAGUCCAAAGUCCUUGUUAGGAGGUAGGUUGGGGUGGCGGAUGGGUCACAAAAAAAAAUUGACUUUAGCCUGGCUUUAGACUUUCCCCUGAAGUCAUGUGUUCGGAUCUGUGUGAACUUUGAGUAAACUUUGAGUUAUGUUAAGGUACGUCCUCACCAUGUUUCUUUUCCUAAACCUAACAACAGUAACUUGCCUAAACCUAACCUCCGUAACAUCACGUUAAUUGCAUAACUGUAUGUUAAGGAUGUAAUGUCAUUCGUGGGGUGCAAAUUCGUUGGAUAUCAUACAAACCGUUCUAUAAGAAUCUGUUGCUUAGACACAUGAACAUGGGAAAAUAGGGGUCAGGUUGAAAUGAAUACUGAAGUUCCCCUUUAAAGUUUUUCACUGCCCUCUCUGGUUGAGAAUUUGAAGUGUGUUUCUAGCUUUGGGUGUGGUCAAAUGUGUUCUCUGUUGCACAUGUAACCCCACCUGUAAAAACACACCCUGGAGUUCACUUAUACAUCACUGCUGCAUAGUGAGAAGAUAAACCACAGGAAGUCAGCAGAAACAACAGUUUCCACUGUAAGUUGUUCCUAAUAACAGUUGACAAAAAAAAAUAUGUGCCUUAGCACCAUCAUCUGAUAAGGUGUCUGAAUUGGGUGGUUUGAUCCUUUCAUCAAAAAUGACCAAUACUCCACUUGGCCUUGGCGGGGUUAAGCUUCUUUCUGUCUUGUCAUUGACUCAUGCAGUGCUUUAGUGGCGCUGAUCACACAGUCAUACGCUGGGUUUUGUUAUUAAUAUAUCUUUCUGCAUCACAGCUGGGUGUGUCCAGGGGUGGUACAUUGUACUUUUGACCACACCCAACUGUGUGUGCAGCAGUGCGCUGUAAAGUGUUGUCAUGUACACGGUUAAGACACAGGUGCAGCAACUGCUGGAUGGCAGCACAAGUAGGAUUUUCAGCCUGGGUGUACUCUUAAAAAAGUAACAGAGGGUAAUAAAUGGAGGAAAGGAUCAUAAGUAUAAUCCAUAUUGAUCCAUAUUUGUGUAAGCAUGUCCUGUUACAUCUUCAUAGUCACUUCAUUAUCCAGCACUGAUAGCUUACACCUCCAUAAUGUUCAGUCAGCUCCAGUUUACGCUGUAAUAAUUGGACUGUGCUGUAUUGUAUGUAAUGUUUUCUCCCAGCCAUCAUUAGUUUACAGAGAAUUACUUAAUAACUCAUUUUCUGUUGUGUUUCAACUUGCAUGCUAUUAAUUUAACAGUUUAUCUUCUUCAGUCCCAGUACGUUUAUGAUUCAGAUUCUCAAAAGUCCAUUGGACCGCACAUUUUUGUAAUCCAAGAAAAGCUGUGUAAGCAUGUUUUCUCUCUUUUACAUUGUACAUUUAUAAUGGCUGUUCAGUGCGCUACUGUGGCCACUGAGCAGCUGGAGCAGAAUUGUAUGUAUAUGGUAACAAAGUUUGACUCUCUGUGCAUUGGUUUUGCCAUCAUGGGUGAUAAAAGUAACAUUUUCCUCACUUCAUCAUUGACAUUUUAGAUCUAGUGAUGCAGCUUUUAACAGCAUGUAAUUCUGACUCAUACAGGUUUUAGACAAGUCCAGAUUAACCCAGUUGUCAAGAUAUCAAACUCAUUAUAGUUGUACCCAACUUUCCAACUGCAGACUGGUACCGGAUUAUGGAGCACUUGCUGCCAAGCCAUGAGAAAACAAUAUAAUUUGACAAAAUGACAUAAUUUUAUAGGGUAUUAUAAACAUGGCAACAUCAUUGCAUCUUUUCUUAUCUCCACAUUAUUUGCAAGUAGAUUUGCAAUGCCCAGGAGGAAUAAAGGCUAUGUCAUCUCACAGAAACAUGUGAAAUGACCCCGACCUCUUCUCAACACAGUAUGUGGUCGUACAUAAUAUAUUAAAUUGCAUGGCUGUGUAACACUGAUGGAUGCACCCAGACCACUCGGUUAGGAAUCAGUGCAUCCACCACAACAAAGAAUCCUAAUUGACUUCCCAUUGACACUGUUUUUGUGGUGCCAACGCAUAGUUUUGACACAUUACGGGCCAUCACCAUGUACUGUAUGUAAUGUGGUGUCCAGUGGUGGUGGUCAUUUCACAUAUAACUGUGAGACCAGGCUGAGUGAAAGAGGAAGUGUGUGACAGUGAGUGCAGCCAGUGCUUGGCAUUAGCCUAGCAGCUACUGAUCAGUAAUAGAUGAAAUAAAGCAAAUACAGCUUAAGGUCACAGGUCGGGUUUGGGUCUUAAAUUUGGCAGAAAGUCAGGUUCAGUCAAGUCGGGACUUUAAGGUGCAGGUAGUUAGUAUGAUGCAGACUUCUGGUGGUGUGUCCCUAUUGAUAUUCCAACUAGCAAGAUAUAACUAAAAAUAAAACCAUGAAGAGAACUUGAGAGUUUGUGUGGGGGAGAAAAAGGCACAUUAUAAAAGUAUAAAAUGUGUCCUAUAAUGUUCUAACCUUAACUGCAGAUAUGAUACCCUGUCCAACCCCAUCCCCACCUUUUGUAACAACUUCGUCAAUAUAAAGCAGUUUACGGCGCAAAAACGGUUGCACAUUUUUAACUGAAAUCAUUUUGUUUGGACUAAAUGCAGAUGUGAGAGUUGGUGAGACACACAGAUGUUACUCACAACAUUAACAACAGCUCUCUUCUCAUCAAGUGUACCAGUAAGCCAGUUUGGCAGUGAGCUAGCAUGUAGCUAAAAUGCCAGGACCCUAACUGAAGCAGCUAAAUGGAAUUCAGUCAUUAUUCAUUUUAUGAUUUAAACCUUUAUUUUCUCUACUGUGAAAAAGCUCCAUCAGCAUCUGGUUUAGCAGGAUUUUAUCACAUAAUGGCUUGUUAAAUGUUAAAACGACUGUUUAUGUUAACAUGGCAAAGCAUGCUCAGCUGGCCUUGUAUAGAUGAAUGAAGAAGAGAGAAGCUGAAUGGACCCUUCUCUGUAACUUUUACAACACAUAAUGUGUACAUAUGCUAAUAUGUUAGCAUAUACAGUGUAGAGUAAUAGUGGAAACAUGAUAACACUUGAGCAUAAUGAGGCUUAGCGUUGGUCUCACUGGAUCCAGUUGCUACGUUUUUGCUGUGCAACUAAAGAACACAAGAUAAAUCUUCAAAAUGAUGGCGCAACUAAGUGGUAACCAAAAUGUCAGUUUCCCUCUGACGCCACCUGUGACACCAAACCCUCCACAGUCACAAUUCAGUUUGAUUCCCAUCACAUUCAGCCUGUCAGACAGUAUUACUGUCCUCAUACCUCUCAGCUCUGCUCUGUAUCCUGAACCUCUGUGUCAACCUCCCACCCUUGUAUUUUACACUCAGCAUGUACUAACAGUCCCUGUAUGAUUAUUGUUUUUUAUAGUAUUAAUGAUACACUUGUUAACACUGUUGAUUUACAAUUAAAUACUUGUCACUUUCUCAG